Molecule: messenger RNA, 907 nt
Organism: Exserohilum turcica Et28A
Lineage: Eukaryota; Fungi; Ascomycota; Dothideomycetes; Pleosporales; Pleosporaceae
Exons: 2
Coding region: 25-828 (267 amino acids)
Biological process (GO): DNA damage response; replication fork arrest; replication fork processing
Cellular component (GO): nucleus; replication fork protection complex
Molecular function (GO): DNA binding
Source: RefSeq, a predicted model, not a curated record
GCGGAUACAGCCCAGCAUCACACAAUGGCUUCAGCGAGCCCCCGCGCGCACCAUGACGACUUUGACGAUGACCUCGACGACAUCCUCAAGGAUGUGGUGGCCCCCACCCGCGUUGUUCAGUCGACCGAGAAACCCGUGCAGCCAGAGCCGUGGAGCAAUAAGAAGACCAGCAGCAAAGACGCCGAUGCCGCCUUGGGUGUCGACGAGGAUAUCGUCAUCACGAAGAAGCGCCAGCCUGCGCCCAAGCUCGACGACCAGCGACUGCUGUCUGAUCCUGGCAUUCCUCGUCUGCGUAGGAUCGCAAAGGACCGCCUGCGGUUCAAGGGAAAAGGACACGAGUAUGGAGACAUUGCCCGCAUGCUGAACAUGUAUCAACUCUGGCUCGACGACCUGUAUCCUCGCGCCAAGUUUGCAGAUGCCCUGGCCAUUAUCGAAAAGGUCGGACACACCAAGCGCAUGCACAUUAUGCGAAAAGACUGGAUAGACGAAGGGAAGCCACGGCGUGCUGCGGAGCCGGACAGCGACGACGACAUGGGUGAAGAUACGGCUCAGCAAAGCACAGAAGCCAUGGACGGCAUACAGAGCGGUUCCGGACAUAUGUCCGAACACCAAGAGCACGUGCAAGAGCCAGCAGUGCAUUCAGCCGAGCAGACAACAAGCGGAGACCCCGACGACGACGAGCUGGACGCUCUGCUGGCAGAAAGUGAACAGCAACCUAGUACCACAGUCCAACAGACGCUGCCCACACGGCCCAUGCCCGUGCCGGAGGAUGAUCCUUUUGCAGACGAGAUGGAAGCCAUGGCGGACAUGGAAGAAAUGUGGGAUUGAGCGCCUGUACGCGUCAGCUUUACCAUUUGAAUUGCAUAGCGAGGCGUUUUGAGGGACUUGUAUGAGUUAUGAUAGCAAC